Messenger RNA from Osmia bicornis bicornis, 543 nucleotides. RefSeq names its product venom serine protease inhibitor-like. The coding region runs from base 161 to 484 and encodes 107 amino acids. The record is from RefSeq and is a predicted model, not a curated record. NCBI's taxonomy places the organism in Eukaryota, Metazoa, Arthropoda, Insecta, Hymenoptera, Megachilidae. The transcript is spliced from 2 exons.
CUUUCCUCGUUCAAAGAACGUUGCCUUUGCCCGAUUAAAACUGGUCUGGUUAGGUGAUUAUUGAUAGCGCAAUGCGAUUUGAAUAUCGCGUUGCAUUCGCGAGUAUUUAAACUUGCUGUCUCGAUCGCUGCUCGCAUUUGUUCAGUGAUACUUCAACAAGAUGGAGCUUAAACGAGCGCGUUACAUUUUCGUUUCGAGCUUUCUGAUACUUGUCCUUUUGGACGUGGCAAUUGGAGGGAUUUUAUUUAGACCGGAAGUGGUGAACGUUAACGAUGACGCGUGCAGGGAGAACGAAGUUUACAGUCCAUGCCAGGCGGAUCAUUUUUGCGAAAAGAAUUGCGACAACAUCGACAUUUGGGAAUCGGUGCCCUGUAUCCAAACGAAGAACUGCGUGAGUGGUUGCAUCUGCGAAGAGGGAUACGUGCGAGAUAAAAGCGUAGGCGUUUGUGUUUUGGAAAACAGCUGUCCUAGAGUUAGGCAUUGAUUCUAAACGCUUGAAUAUUCGUUCUGUGUCAUAUAUGAAAAAUACGAACGGAAUAUAUA